Molecule: messenger RNA, 1680 nt
Organism: Diuraphis noxia (Russian wheat aphid)
Lineage: Eukaryota; Metazoa; Arthropoda; Insecta; Hemiptera; Aphididae
Gene: tsl
Product: membrane-attack complex domain containing protein torso-like
Source: RefSeq, a predicted model, not a curated record
GAGCAGCAGCACGCAGUCCGGCGAGUACCGCGCGGCGCUGUAGAUUCGAUUUUCGACUGGUGAUCGCGACGGACACGCUUUAAUAUAAUAAUAAUAACAUACAAUAUAAUAUUAUUAUUCAUCAGUGGUGUAUCUUUUCAUUAUAYCUUUUUCUCCAUCGAUCUGUUUUCACUCUUGUUUUAUUUUCGUUCGUUUUUUUACUUUUUUUUUAUUAUUAUCAUAUACCUUAUACUCGAUUCGCUAUUUUUCUCAACGUACAAUAUUAUAUAUAGUAAAUAAUAAUUAAUGUUAUACAAUAUCAUCGUCAUUGGAUUGUUAUACGUCCAUCGUGGCUUUUGCGAUUUUAUUUACGCGCAUUGUGUCAAUAUUGUAAUAAUYAAAAUAAUAAUUAACUUCGUUCGUUUGUAUAACCGACAUAUUUCAUCCGAGUGUAUAUUGUACGCAUAUACAACCAUCGUAAAUCGGAAUAUUUCAAUAUAAUAUACAGCUGAUAUUAUUAUAUAAUAUAUAUAUAUAAUAUUAUUAUUGUGUCACGGCGUUCCGCRGCGGGCAUGGAUUUCAAGAGUUUAACCAUUAGAAAAGCUCCACAUACGUUGCAGUAGAUAGGUCAAGCGAUGGGCCUCGAUGGGGCCAAGGCGUUAAUGGUUUUUAUUCUUUACGCAUUGAGGUUUCAACAAAAGGCUCAAGCGGACAUCAAAGUGGGCAACGCGAUAAACGUGUUCAAUCGUUAUGGAUACUUUAGCAUAAGUAUGAGAGUAGUCCCCAGAAAUGACACCGAUCAUUCGUGGAUAUUCAGAGAACCCACAGUCGACGUGUUUACGAAUCUGCCKGAAAAACAAAGCCUCAAAAGAAGCAUUGGAAGUGGUGGAGGUCAAGUCUUCCAAGGGGACUUCCACAUGGAAUUUUGUGAUAACGUAAAACAAUUAUUACAAGCUUACUUCAGAGAUUUUUCCGUAGAGAGGCUGGACAAGCCGUGGCAGGCGUUUACGGGAAGUUGGUCGAAAUUCACGUUGGCCAGAAAUUUAGGUUUAGACGUGUCUUAUGUAACCGGCGAUCAUUGUUAUGUUCUCGUCAGGGUGGCUAGGCAUAGGGAGACUGCCGAUUUAGAAAUGGAUAUGGAGAGCACCGACCUUCACGAGCCAGUGGCCAAACAGGUGGCCUCUGUUAAUGUCGGCGAUAGUUUGUCGGUCAUUGAAUUCGUCAGGAGUUUUGGAUCUCAUUACGUGACGUCAUAUGUCACGGGCAAUUCUCUCUAUCAGGUGUAUGUAUACGCUCCAAAUGCUUACAAAGUAAUCAAAGAACGUUUAAAAACAAAAGGUGUGUCACAGAUCUCUAAUCAAGAGUUGAUUGGAUACUUCUCACCGUGGUAUGCAGAGCAUGUGGGUAAAAUACAAUCAGCUAGUGGUAAUGCAACUGUUGAAAAUUGGGCGCACCAAAGACUAAGAGUGAAAUUUUUUGUCUUUGGGUUUGCCUCCUUGCUGAAAUUGCACGGAGACACGAAACUGUUAAGCGAACUGAAUGGAAUGUUAGGCAAUGAAGCAUUACUCAAGCUCGACUUAAAAACCUUGGCGCCGGCUUUUAAGGACAUUCAAAAACGAGCUUGGUUCCACGAAGUAAUGGAUAAUAAUUUAAAACUAUGGGAAGUUAAUAUGUAAUAAAAAUAAUUCCUAUAAAACACAA